Messenger RNA from Penicillium brasilianum, 1424 nucleotides. NCBI's taxonomy places the organism in Eukaryota, Fungi, Ascomycota, Eurotiomycetes, Eurotiales, Aspergillaceae. The record is from the annotation of a GenBank genome assembly.
UUUUCAGCCACUUGGCGCCACCCCGAUGGAGCUCAACCGUGCGGAGGUAGUUUACACAGUGCAAUACUGGGUUAUUUCAUCAUACCGGCAGAAAGUCUAGAAAAUCAUUUGAAUCACACCAAUCUACCUACGCCACACAUUCGCGGCUGAUAAAUAUAUCCGACGUAUCUCCCUGGAAAGUGGGAGAUCACCAUCCCAUGUCGCCGAAAUGUCAUCUCACGGAAAGCCGAUUUCUCGGAUCGCGAUUAUCGGCGUCGGCCAAGUCGGCGCCGCUGCCGCUUACGCGAUUAUUCUUCAUUCACUUGCCAGUGAACUGCUCUUAGUUGACAUCAGAACCCAAUUAAGGAACGGCCAGGUCAACGAUCUGUCCGAUGUAAGCUACAGCUGCAACAGCAAAACAAGUGUGCGAGCGGCCACCCACCAGGAGGCCCGCGACAGCGAUAUUGUGAUUAUUACCGCAGGGUCAAAUUAUUCCAUAGGCGAAACCAGCACCCAGCACAUUUACCAAAAGGUCUCGAUUAUUCGAAGCAUCAUCAAUGAAAUGAAGCCAUUUAGAUCAGACAGCAUUCUCCUCGUCGUGGCUAACCCUGUCGACCUUCUCACAUCGCUCGCGUAUAAGCUCUCCGAUCUACCAGCUUCCCAGGUUUUGGGCUCAGGAACCUUCCUCGAUUCGGUGCGAAUUCGUAAUCUGUUAGCGGAAACAACUGGGGUCGCGGCUAACUCGAUAGAUCUCUACGUAGUGGGCGUACAUGGGGACUCUCAGGUUGUGGCAUGGUCAGAUGCGACAAUCGCGGGCAUCCCAAUCAACAAAUCGCUCCCUCUCGGCACUUUGAGCCGCGACGAGCUUUCCAGUGAGUGCAAAAAUAGAUCGCGGAUAAUAAUCCAGGAGAAAGGUUCAACACCUCUUGGAAUUGGAUCCAUCAUAUAUAGCAUCUGCUCUUCUAUCCUGUCCGACAAGCGAAACGUUCGUCCCAUCAGUCAUUUCCAGCCCGAGUGGGGUUGCUGUUUCAGCUUACCUGUCGUCCUCGGGAGAGCAGGAAUCAUCAAGAAAAUUGAGAUGCCGUUGAGUAACGACGAGAGAGCUGCCUUAGAUGAGUCAGUGAAGGACCUGAGGAACAAGUUUGAGAGGAUCAAUGAAGAUCAGUAAGCAUCUAAUCAGGAUUAAGGCGAGGCCGAAAAUUGCAGCUAGAGAUACCGGAGUACAUCUUCGGGCACCACGGCGGCGAGAUAGUCGGUGAGCGAUGUUAUACAUUAUCCUUGCUGAGCUACAGUGGAUCGACAGCGGAUCGACAGAAUGAUAUUUGGCUCUCUUAAUGUUAAAUAGCUUGUUUGGAGGCCAGGCUUAUGGACCUCCAAGAAUCAUUUCUAUUCCUAUUCUUUUUCUUGCUCAAUAGGUAUUGGUCACAUUGACAUUUUCCUUCUUC